Molecule: messenger RNA, 854 nt
Organism: Triticum aestivum (bread wheat)
Lineage: Eukaryota; Viridiplantae; Streptophyta; Magnoliopsida; Poales; Poaceae
Exons: 2
Coding region: 120-854 (244 amino acids)
Source: RefSeq, a predicted model, not a curated record
CUCAGCCAUCUUCGCUCACAAACCAAACGAGUGGUAUCCCCUCUAAAACUGGCUAUCCCUAUUCCCUGGAUGGUUAUCCUUUGAACCAAACGCCACCUACUUCCGAUGAAAUAAAGCUGAUGACCAACAAAGUCACCAAAGCCGACGGCACGCCAAAUUCUGAAUUCAACAUCGCAGCGGAAGAUGAUCUCCAGCCAUCGCAAGGUGUAACCAUGGAUCACGAGUUUCCCAGCAUUUGUGAUGACCCGGAGCCGGAGGAUGCACCGAUACCUGAUCAGCGAGACGAAUCAGCGGAACCACACAAGCCAUGGAGGUUCAUCCCGGUGCCCGAAGGCCACGUCUUUGUGCCGGAAUGCGUCGGCGAUGAGCUCAUAGUGCACAUCCGGCCGUCCUCGCAAAGUGGCUCCGAGCACAGCGCCACCGUUGACGCCGACCAACAGCUCCCCUUCACCUGCGGACAUCCGGAGGCGGGAACGCCGUCCUUUUACGACGGCGGUCCUUACCGCGCGCUGUUCUGGUCGCUGCCCGAGCUUGACGACCAAGGCCCAAAAAACGUCUUGCCGUUACCAUGGUCGCGGUUGGAGAUGUGGGGCAGGCUGACGGCGGCGGCGCUGGAUGGGACUUGGGCCGUAAACCCCCCGAUUAUACACGAACAUGCGUUACCUGAGUCCGUGACGCUCUCCACCGACGUGGUGAUGUUCUACCGGCCGGACCCGGAGGCUGGGGGAACGAAUGUGAUGAUUGCUGCAACCGAGGAUGUGGAGCAUGUGUAUAGCAUGGAGGAACAUGGUACCCCGGCGGUGACCGCUCUCACGCCGCACUCUAUUCUUCCCACGUAUUCUGGUCUUCCCUAG